AUGCACGGGCACAGCCGCAACGGGCAGGCCCACGUGCCCCGGCGGAAACGCCGCAACCGCUUCGUCAAGAAGAACGGCCAGUGCAACGUGUACUUCGCCAACCUGAGCAACAAGUCCCAGCGCUACAUGGCCGACAUCUUCACCACGUGCGUGGACACGCGCUGGCGCUACAUGCUGAUGAUCUUCUCCGCGGCCUUCCUCGUCUCCUGGCUCUUUUUCGGCCUCCUCUUCUGGUGCAUCGCCUUCUUCCACGGCGACCUGGAGGCUGGCCCGGCGGUGCCCGCGGCAGGGGGCCCGGCGGGCGGCGCGGCCUCGGCGGCCCCCAAGCCAUGCAUCAUGCAUGUGAAUGGCUUCCUGGGCGCCUUCCUGUUCUCGGUGGAGACCCAGACGACCAUCGGCUACGGCUUCCGGUGCGUGACGGAGGAGUGCCCGCUGGCCGUGAUCGCCGUGGUGGUCCAGUCCAUCGUGGGCUGCGUCAUCGACUCCUUCAUGAUUGGCACCAUCAUGGCCAAGAUGGCGCGGCCCAAAAAGCGGGCGCAGACGCUGCUCUUCAGCCACCACGCCGUCAUCUCGGUGCGCGACGGCAAGCUCUGCCUGAUGUGGCGCGUGGGCAACCUGCGCAAGAGCCACAUCGUGGAGGCGCACGUGCGGGCCCAGCUCAUCAAGCCCUACAUGACCCAGGAGGGCGAGUACCUGCCGCUGGACCAGCGGGACCUCAACGUGGGCUACGACAUCGGCUUGGACCGCAUCUUCCUGGUCUCGCCCAUCAUCAUCGUGCACGAGAUCGACGAGGACAGCCCGCUGUACGGCAUGGGCAAGGAGGAGCUGGAGUCCGAGGACUUCGAGAUCGUCGUCAUCCUCGAGGGCAUGGUGGAGGCCACGGCCAUGACCACGCAGGCCCGCAGCUCCUACCUGGCCAGCGAGAUCCUGUGGGGCCACCGCUUCGAGCCGGUGGUCUUCGAGGAGAAGAGCCAUUACAAGGUGGACUACUCCCGCUUCCACAAGACCUACGAGGUGGCCGGCACGCCCUGCUGCUCGGCCCGGGAGCUGCAGGAGAGCAAGAUCACCGUGCUGCCCGCCCCGCCGCCCCCGCCCAGUGCCUUCUGCUACGAGAACGAGCUGGCCCUCAUGAGCCAGGAGGAGGAGGAGAUGGAAGAGGAGGCGGUGGCCGCGGCGGCCGUGGCCGCGGGCCUGGGCCUGGAGGCGGGCUCCAAGGAGGAGGCGGGCAUCAUACACAUGCUGGAGUUCGGGAGCCACCUGGAUUUGGAGCGCAUGCAGGCCACGCUCCCGCUGGACAACGUCUCCUACCGCAGGGAGUCGGCCAUCUGA
Lepus europaeus (European hare) is the source of this 1329-nucleotide messenger RNA. RefSeq names its product potassium inwardly rectifying channel subfamily J member 4 (gene KCNJ4). Gene Ontology annotation, biological process: potassium ion import across plasma membrane; regulation of monoatomic ion transmembrane transport. The record is from RefSeq and is a predicted model, not a curated record. NCBI's taxonomy places the organism in Eukaryota, Metazoa, Chordata, Mammalia, Lagomorpha, Leporidae. The coding region runs from base 1 to 1329 and encodes 442 amino acids. Gene Ontology annotation, cellular component: plasma membrane. The transcript has a single exon. Gene Ontology annotation, molecular function: inward rectifier potassium channel activity.